Kwoniella botswanensis is the source of this 885-nucleotide messenger RNA. RefSeq lists its product as uncharacterized. The record is from RefSeq and is a predicted model, not a curated record. The coding region runs from base 1 to 885 and encodes 294 amino acids. The transcript is spliced from 12 exons. NCBI's taxonomy places the organism in Eukaryota, Fungi, Basidiomycota, Tremellomycetes, Tremellales, Cryptococcaceae.
AUGUCUCUUCAAUCUUUCAGUAUCAAUAGCCUCUUCGGAGUCAAGGGCAAGGUUGUCAUUGUCACCGGUGGUGGUACAGGUAUCGGCCGAGCCAUCGCUACUGCCCUCACAAUCAAUGGAGCCAAAGUCUUCAUUAUCGGAAGACGAUUCAACGUAGUAGAAGAGACAGCCAAAGAGCUUAACACGGCUGCUCAAGGAGCUCAAUCAGGUGGUGAAUGUAUCCCUAUCGAAGGAGAUGUAGGAACCAAAGCUGGAGUUGUAGAAGUAUAUGAGAAAGUAUCCAAGUUUACUGAUAAGCUCGAUUGUCUUGUUAAUAAUGCUGGGUUCUCUGCCAACUGGAGAGUCUACUCGGAUGAUCUUAACGAUCCCACCAAAUUGGAAAAGAUGCUUUGGUCAAUCGAAGAUGUCGAUUUCGCCAAUAUGACUGCCAUCCACGUUUCCGGACCUUACCUCCUUGCGGUGAAAUGUAUUCCCCUUUUCCAAAAGUCCAACGAUGCAUGCGUUACCAAUAUCACUUCCCUUGCCUCCCAUUUCUUGAACAGGGCUUGUUGUGAAUUUGCUUAUGCUCAAUCCAAAGCUGCAGAAACCCACCUUACUGGACUUAUGGCUGCUGGUCUUACACCUUUCAAAAUCCGAGUCAACUCUAUUGCACCUGGUAUAUUCAAGUCCCAACUCACUACCGGUACGACCGAUCGAGAGGCCCCGCUUUGGUCUAUCCAGCAAAACCAGCUCAAGAAUAUUCCUAAGGGUCGAGAAGGUCAUUGGGAAGAGAUCGCAGGUGCUGCCUUGAUGUUACUCUCCCCUGCUGGUGCUUACACCACCGCAGCGAAUAUUAUUAUCGAUGGUGGUUGGAGACUUUUUACCUCGGCUAACGAUGUUCAAUGA